Messenger RNA from Sinocyclocheilus rhinocerous, 402 nucleotides. Its product is annotated as serine/threonine-protein kinase ULK4-like. The record is from RefSeq and is a predicted model, not a curated record. The coding region runs from base 1 to 402 and encodes 133 amino acids. The transcript is spliced from 5 exons. Lineage: Eukaryota; Metazoa; Chordata; Actinopteri; Cypriniformes; Cyprinidae.
AUGACUGAGACUCUGGCGUGUAAUGACAGUGAGGUGUAUGAGGAGGCCAGUCACUGUGUGUCUCUGCUGGCUCAGCUGUACGGAGGAGAGGAUGCGGACCACCUGCAGCCGGAGGAGCUGCUCAGCCUGGCACACGCACUGCAGACGCACACUGAACCCAGACAGCAGAAACUGCUGCUCCGUGUGCUAAAACGCUUGAUGAGUGCGGUUGGCAGCUCCUGUUGGGGUUCUUCGGAAGGGCAGAUCCUGGUUCACGUGCUGCAGAAACUGGCGCUGCCUACUAGGUCCCAAUCAGACAUGGCAGUGGAAUCACUAGCUGCAGAGAUUCUGAAGGGCAUCGGGUCCCAAGCAGAACUCAGAUCCACAGAACAGUUUCACACCUGGAAACUCAGCUUGUAUUAG